UGCUAUCUGCGGUACGUUUGAAACGUCAAUCAUUUCGCCACGGCGUUCGUAGUCUCAAGGCGACUAUGAUGUCUCGCCUAGUACUUUGUCAUCAAGAAAACGUUGGGCAACUCUCGAGUAGAGACACCAAGAAGGGUCAGACAAGCAAGAGCGUCUCAUUCGCGUUUAGCUCGACACCUGGCAGAGGACCACUUACCAAUCGUAAUCCCAACGUCGAGCGAAGAGCUCCAACGCCUGGAAAACCGUCACACAAACGCAACGACAGCGACGACGAGCAUGCACGUUUGUCGCACGCGUACGCAGCCCUACGUCAUCAAUAUGACGCUUUGAGUGCUGAAAUGAAACGUUUACGGGGCUCGCCAGAGAAAGACAAAGACGCAAAAUACCAGAAAGCGGUAGCAGAGAAGGAAGCUUUAGAAGAAAAAUUCCACGAGCAACGUGAUUUACUGAACACCUUAAUGGCUGAAUUGGAUGCAAUAUUUCCAAAUAUAAACAGUGACAUUACGUCAGUGUCCAAAAAGAAACAAGUUGUAAUGAAUGAGGACGAGAAUCUAGAGGAGGCAGCUGUUAGUCGAUAUGUGGAGCAAUGCAUUGGGACUGUAGCAGAAGAAUUGGCACGUGAAAACAUGAGGCAAGAAGAGGAGCAAAGACGCCUUAGUGGUCUGUCAUCAUCCGACGGUGUUGUUUUGACGCCGUUGCCAUUCAGUCUUCCAUUGCCAGUCUCGUUGGACAGUCAACAGUGUGUUAGUGACUUUUCCAGCGUUGUCAUUUCUCCUCCAUCUCAAUUCACAGACAGUUUGGUAUCAGAUACUGGUGAUACUAGCACACCUGUGGAAAAACCCAGAUGCAUUCCAGAUGAGAUCAUUUGUGUUGAUGUUGAUGAUUUGGCAACUUCAUUCAGCAAGGAACAGACACCAGAGAUGAACAACAGUGUGUCGUCUUUGUGUUCAGACUUGUGGUCGUCGUGUGUCUCAUCGCCUAGUCUUCUUGCACCUCCUUCAACUCCAACUCAUGCACGUAACCAAGCGUCGACACCAGACUUGACGUCUCAGUUAUGUGGAGCAUUGAUGUUCAAACUCAACACAAAUGCUGGUUCCAAGGAGAUGUCUCUUUCAAAUUGUGACACUCCUUGCACUGAAGAGAGCUUUCUUUCAUCAACCAACAGCAGUCAAGACUCUUCUCUACAUCUUACUUCUGCUCUACAGCAUCUCUCUCCAGUUCAUUGCUCUUUAACGACCCACCACAAUCAGUCAAUUCAAGUUGCACCAUCUCCCAUUCUAACUGUAAACCAGAGUACUGAGAUGAGUCGUGUGAUGACAGUAGAUAACGGAACUUCAACUGAUCAUCCAACAAUGUGUGAUGCCAUUGUAGAGACAAAGCCCAUUGAGACUUGUUCAGUUGCAACUGAAAUGUGCCUGCCACCGAUUGACGAAUAUCAAGUAAAAUAUUUCAACUUAGAGGCAGAAAAUAAAGAGUUGCAAAGAGAUCUGAGCAAAGCAAGACAGCAAGUAGAAAAGAUAAGUGCCUUGAUGGAGGAAUUUCAGUUUCAAGAAAGUUAUAAAGAACGCUACUAUUGUGAACUGCAGAGGAAUAAAGUGUUAGAAGAGGAUUUAGACGUCUUUCACAUGAUGAUGGAGAAAAUACAAGAAGCAGAAAAAUUUCAAAUUGAGUUUGCAUCUGCAAUGGGACAGAUAAAGGCAGCAGUAGGCAAAUAUAUUGAAGAUAAUCACACGCUGAAAGAACAAAUACAAUGCCUGGAAGAGGAGUUGUCAGAACAAGACAAGAAACUCGCAAAACUACAACACAGAGAGUCACAGUUAGUAACUGAAGUUGGAAAGUUGCUGGUGGAGCUGACUACAGUCAAAUCACAGCAUCAGUUAAUGCAAGACAAGCUGACUACUGAAGCUACAAAAGCUGAGAAGUAUGCCCAUGAAAAUAACCAACUAUCAUAUGACAAUGAGAGGUUGAAAUGUGAGUUGGAUGAGAAUGGUCAAGCUGCUGUCCUUGCCAUAGAAACACUGCAGGACGACGUUCGCAGACUAAAAGCACAAUGUCAAGAUCUUGAGAAGCUGAAGCUGAAAAGUGGCGAAAUGCAAGAAUUUCUUGAAGCCGAACGAUUGACUAUGUGUGAAGAAGUGGCAACUCUUCACUCAGCAGCACGUCGGUCCAUGUUGCAACAAGACGAGGAAUUGGUUGCUGUCGCUCGAGCUGUCAGAGAGCUGUGGGACAAAUUCCUGGAUUCUAUUUGUGUGCUAUCAAUGAGAUCAGGGACUGCAACAGAGCAACAGACAGUGGCUAUGAAACGCAGAUCACUGUUGUCAAGUGACAGUUUGGUUGAUCGUGUGUUAGCAGGGAAGAUGCUGGCAGCCAAAGACAGUAGACUAGAAUGGGGAGAUCAGGCUUAUGCUGGUUUAGCGCAUCUAAUUGGUCACAUUGAUGAUCUUCAGAAAAUGGUGACCGAACUGCAAGACUUGGGUACAUGGAAAACACUGAAACAAACGAUAGCAACAUUGGAGAGAGAAAAGAAAGAUUUGAUUUCUGAACUAAACAGAUGUCAAAGUCGAAUAAAUCAAGCAAUUAAAAGUUUGGACGAAACAAAAGCUAAUCUCAGGAGACGGGAUGAACAAUACAAACAACUAAAAGAUGUGCUGCAGGGUUCUGACGCUCAGCGACAACUGGAAGAAAUGAAAGAGAAAAAGCAACACUACAAGAGUCGUCUGAAGGAGCUCAUUGCAUUUGGAGACGAAUACAAGGAUCGGAUGGAGAAGAAAGUUGAGUUACUAAAGUCAAAUCUUGCCAAGUCUGAAUCUGAAGUUGGCUCAUUGGACCAAAUAGUUGAACAUACAAGAAAGACGUUACAUCUUUGUUUUGGAACUGUAAAGACAAGUCCUAAACUCGAGAAACUUCUACAAUAUCUUGAUGGAACAGCACCAUGAGAAGACAAGACGAUUGACGGUAUACAAAAAAAGUACCUGGUUAGCUAUUCUCGUUUACAGUUAGAUGUAUAAGGCAACUGUAUUAGAACAUUUAUUACUGUGUCUUUGAAUUAAUGAAACGAUAUGUACAUGUGUUGUCAAGAUGAAA
This is a messenger RNA of Corticium candelabrum, 3084 nucleotides long. Its product is annotated as centrosomal protein of 290 kDa-like. The transcript is spliced from 14 exons. Bases 66 to 2936 code for a protein of 956 amino acids. NCBI's taxonomy places the organism in Eukaryota, Metazoa, Porifera, Homoscleromorpha, Homosclerophorida, Plakinidae. The record is from RefSeq and is a predicted model, not a curated record.